UGUUUGUGUGUUGCCUCUGACUGCACAGUACACAUUUCCCAGACGCAUCAUCAGAGCUGACGUGGGCUCUACGUGUGCAGCGAGUCGGGCUUCCACUCCACCCGUAACGAGUGACGAGACUCUACGUAAAACUCGGGCCGAUCACCAUGGAAACUGCAACCGUAGAGCAACAGGAAGCGAGUGCAACAGAGAAAAUAACAAGUGAGAUUCAGUCGGACUCUGAUUCACUUACACAGGGGGAUGAGGGUGUGGCAGUGAUGUCAUUACCUGGUGGACAGACACUCCAGGUGCAGGGAGUCAUUCAAACCACACAGCCCUCAGUUAUACAGUCGCCUCAAAUGCAAACUGCACAGGUAGCUGUGACUGAUUCGGGUACAGCACCGUCUGAUCCUCAAAACAGGCGAGCAAUUCUGUCCAGACGGCCAUCUUACAGGAAAAUUCUUAAUGAGUUGUCUUCAGAUGCACCUGCUGUGCCAAAAAUUGAUGAAGAGGAGAAAGUGGAGGAGGAAACCCCACCCACCUCAAGUGUUGCUACAGUGACAGCACCAUCUUCAAUCUACCAGACCAGCUCAGGACAAUACAUCACAAUCACUCAGGGUGGAGCGAUACAGUUGACCGGGCCUGGAGGAGAAGCCCUGCAGGGUGUUCAGGCUCUGACUCUUCCCAGUCCUGCUACACCCCAACCUGGGGCCACCAUCCUGCAAUACGGUGCCCAAAUGGGUGACUCCGGCCAGCAGCUACUGCUGUCUGCUGGACAGGUGCUUGUUCAGGCUGCCACAGGAGACAUGCCGGCAUAUCAGAUCCGAUCCCCGUCGUCAGGGUUCCCACCAGGUGUUGUUAUGGCAGCGUCACCGGGGGCCAUACACAGCCCACAGCCGAAUACAGAAGAAGCCACACGCAAGAGAGAAGUCCGGCUUAUGAAGAACAGGGAGGCGGCCCGUGAAUGUCGCAGAAAAAAGAAAGAAUAUGUGAAGUGUUUGGAGAAUCGUGUCGCCGUGCUGGAAAACCAGAACAAGACUCUCAUUGAAGAGCUUAAGGCUCUUAAAGACAUCUACUGCCACAAGCCUGAAUAACAAACACUGCGGACUCCAAACACAUGCGUGUGUUAUUUACAGACUACUUGUCUCUUCUUGUUUUGCAUCGCCUGGAUAUGAAUAGUUUGUUUGUUUGGCCAAAUGUUUCCGUAAGAAGUUGCAAACGUUGCUUUGAGAAUGCCGAGGUGCACGCCGCCUACUGCAGCCCAUCCUCUCACUACCAGCUUACACACGCGUACACUUAUAAGAAUGGGCUAAGUUGUAUAUUUUUGCUGUUGUCUGUUUCAAAGAUACUGGAACUCCUCAUUGAUGUGUGUGGAAAAAUGAAUUGAUGUUUUCCUUUUUUUAUUUUUUAACUGCUUAUUAAACUGAUUUUUUCCUUAUAGCAUUUGCAUAUAAGUUUAUGAGUUCAAUGGUUGUGUUUAGCAAGUUUGUCAUAAAAGUUUAUUGCUAUGUGUAAAAGUAAAAGAAUGCUAAUCUACAGCUCUGACCAGUUGAAAGAGUAAAUUAGCAUUGCUGUUACUCUACGCAGUGCCAGAGAUAACACAAUUUUGACAAUGACUGCAUGCAACAGCAUUUUUAUCAUUGUAUGACACAAAUACACACACAUUUACAUUCAAAUUCAAAAUACAAAGCAUACAUUCAUGCUUAUUUUGGAGGUAAUUUAUCUGUGCUUACAUGAAAUAUUAGAAGUAUUCAGUAAAUUGGUCAAAGCCAGAAAUCUCAGUAAUGGAUUACUAUUUUAUUGUUUAUCAUACAUUCAAAUAAAAGAGAGAUUGUAAUAAAUAUAGAUUUUAAAUUUACUGAAUCAAACAACUGGCAUUAAAUCUAAACUAAGUUCCUGUUUUAAUUUAAAAAGUAAUUAUUACUCUUUCAUCUGUUUCUUUCAGUCAAUCAAGAUUGUUUGUUAUAUUUAAUGCACUCUGGGAAGAAAACAGAAAAUGAAUAUUGUUUAACGUUCAAAUAGCAUGUGUGUUUUAAUCUAUUGCAGCUCUUUUUAUGUUAAUAUAAAAACAGAUGCUAUCCCCUGCACUUCUUUUAACACUGUACAGAGCGCUAACAUCUAUUUUUAAUAAAAUAUUUUUAUAAAUGUAAA
This is a messenger RNA of Paramisgurnus dabryanus, 2130 nucleotides long. RefSeq names its product cAMP responsive element modulator a (gene crema). Gene Ontology annotation, molecular function: protein binding; DNA-binding transcription factor activity, RNA polymerase II-specific; cAMP response element binding. The record is from RefSeq and is a predicted model, not a curated record. Gene Ontology annotation, cellular component: nucleus; ATF4-CREB1 transcription factor complex. Lineage: Eukaryota; Metazoa; Chordata; Actinopteri; Cypriniformes; Cobitidae. Gene Ontology annotation, biological process: regulation of transcription by RNA polymerase II.